AUUUAAGCGACAGGUGAUAGCCUUGAGAGUUGAAUUACAAAUAUUGUAAUUAUAAAUCACAUUUUUCGUUAUGAGGUCCAAACCAUUUCUUCCAUCAGCUGGUAGCAGCAACCAAAAUAGACAUGAGUUUUAGCUCCUUUACUAGAACCACCUAUUAAAUAGUGAAAUGGCCCCAGGGAUAAGGAGGAAAAUAAACCAAUACACUGGCUGCACUUCAUUUAUUACUGAGAGCUGGUUGCUGUGUUUAGAUCCAUCUUUCCCUCAGACCUACAAAAACAGUAUCUGAGUUGAGUUUAGUUGACCGUAGUUUUGAUGAUUCCGGAGAUGUAAAUGUGCUGGUUUUGAAAGUAGGAAGAAGAUGCAAGCCAACCCCAUUCGUAUCCCAUCUGUUAGCAAUGACAUCGACUGGGACUUCUGCUUCCAUCUGUCACAACAAACCAAGAUCCCAGCACAUCAACAAACAGAUGCGUUGUAUUCCUCUGGUGGGUCUGGAGAGAGUGAAGAAGAAACUAAAGCCAAGGAUGAGGAGUUGGCCAUAGACUGUGUGUUUCUUCCCAAAGACAAAUUAGCUCAAUCCCAGAAGAAAAUUGCUCAACUGAUUAAGGAAAAAAUGAAUACCCAAGCAAACAAGGAGCUGAUUCGAUGUGUCAUCCUUUCUCGGAUUAUUUUUGGGGAAGAUCACUGGAAAUGUGCACAGGCUUUGGCCAGCCUAGCUUAUGGCUACCUGACAUUGAGAGGUCUCCCAGUUCAGGCUAAGAAACAUGCUGAGUCUGCCAAGAGCACACUGUUGACCUGGAAGGCAAACAUGACCUCAGACAAGGAGAAAAAGGAAAUCCUGGAAACUCUGGUCAUGCUCUACUACACUCUUGGGGUGGCCUGGCUCCUGCAGAACCAUGGCAGAGAGGCCUAUUUCAACCUGCAGAAGGCAGAGGAAAACAUGAAGGAACUGAAAGAAUUUCGUAAGGGAGGCAUUUGUGGAUUGCAAGUCACAGAGAAAGAACUAACAAUUGCUUUGGGCAGAGCCUCCUUGGCCAUCCACAGGCUGAACCUAGCUCUGACAUACUUUGAAAAGGCAAUUGGCAAUGUUAUUGCUGCCAAAGGUGACAGGACGUCAGAUCUGAUUAGUCUAUAUGAGGAAAUUGCUCAGAUCGAGCAGCUGAGGAAGAACCACGACCAAGCCAUCCAGUACUUGCAGCAGGCUUAUUCUAUCUGUGUUUCUGUGUUCACUGAAGUCAACCCUAAAACUGCAGAAACAAGCGCAUUACUUGCCAAAGCUUAUGCCAUGUCUGGAGAGGCCCAGCACAGCGAUGCUGUUGAGAUAUAUUUUAUAAAAAGUAUCAGUGCGUAUCAAGCAACAUUGGGCUCAAAGGAUUUUGAAACACUGAACACCAUUGAAGAAUUUUGCAAAUGGCUUAUCCAAAAUGGGGAAAAACAGGAGGCUUACCCUCUACUUAAGGCUUCAUUGAAGUCCCAGGUCAACAGCUACGAUGACUAUAGUGAAAAAGUGGCUGAAACUUUUUAUAACAUGAGCAGGAUCUGCUUUGCCAAAGGAGAACUUGGAAAGGCAAUUCAGCUGCUAAAGAAGUGUCUGAUGAUUCAAAUCCUUGUAUAUGGAAAUGAACACAGUAAAAGCAGAGAGACAAAAAACAUCCUUACCCUGUUGCAGAGGGCAAGUAACAAUUCAUCCCAAUGGAAAAGAGAAGCCAUUCUCGGAAAAAGGAACUCUAUAUGCAAAGGCACAGAGGCGUGACAGAGGGCAGUGUUUCACAGGAAUGGUCUUCUAUUAUCAGUAAAUAGAAAACAUCUAUACAAGAUAGCCAACAAUAAAAGGCAACCUUAUUGAUAAUAAAAAUUCUGGAACACAAAAUAUGUUUACCAACACUGAUAGCAAUGGCAGAUCAAACGCAGAUGAACAGUUUUUCACUAAGGACUCUGGAAAAAAAGAUCCACUUAGCAGAAGCAUUACAGGUAAAAUACCCAAGAACCAUUAGAAACCAGGAUCCUUUUCUAUUAACUUGGGGGAAAGAAAUCUUUAGACACAUGCUUUAAGUUUAGUUUCCUAUGUCACUGGGACUCCAUUACCUUCUAUUUCCCCUUUUUUAACUCAAAUUCUAUUCCUUUCAGUUCUAAUUUUUUUUUUUUAAAUUUACAAUACCUAAGCAGUUUUAUUGGUGAACAUUUUAAUGUACUAUAAUUGACCCUUGAACAACUCAGGGGUUAGGGGCACCAAUGCUUCAUGCAUUCAAAAUCCACAUAUUACUGUGGAAUCACUCCAAAUUUUACUAAUAGUCUGCUGUUGACCAGAAGCCUUACCGAUAACAAAAAAAGUUAACACAUGAUUUGUGUUUUACGUAUUACAUACUGACUGUAUUCUUACAAUGAAGUUAGAGGAAAUUUUCUUAAGAAAAUCAUAAUGUAAAUACAUUUACAGUACUGUACUGCACUUAUUGAUACCAUAAGUUUAUGUUGUCUGUUUACAAGAUGAAUCUUCUGCAAUGACGGCAAGUGCAGCUGCAGACAUCAAUCUAGUUAGGGUACAUAUCAAGCAAUUCAUCUUUUUCUAUAACAUCAUGACUUUCCUCUGCUUCUUGGGAGCACUUUCAGCACCAUUAGUGGCACUUUGUAUGGGUUCCAUGAUGUUAUUUUAGGUUUACAGUAUUGCACUAAACAUGAUGAAAAAUACACAAGAACUGUGAGAAAUCACUUUUUGCUGUGAUACACAAUUUACUGGACAGAUAAACUGCUCAUGCAGAGAUGAUCAGCAUCACAUGGCAUUUUAAGUGGAUACUCACAACACUUGAGCUUCAACACGAGCUCACCACAAUAGCAACAACAGGAAGUGGCAAUGAAAUUAUUACAGUAUGGUAGUGCAGUAUGUACUGUAGGGAAUUUUAUGUAGUCAUGACUUAAUUCUGCAUAUUUACAUUGGAUUAUGUUUUUCUUGACUGCGAAUGGCACCAUGUACAGCCUGUUUAUGUGUGUAAGUUUUGAUAAAUUUUAACUUUUCAUGACUUGUGUGAUUUUCAUGACUAACACAUAUAUUUUAUACAUUCCUGACAUACCUAACUUAAAAAAUGUUUUUCAAUAUUUCUAGACUACAAGGUUCAUCUGAGUUUUUCCAAAUUGUUGCAAAACUCCCCAAAUUUUCCAAUAUAAUUAGUGAAAAAAAUCCACAUAUAAGUGUACCCAUGCAAUUCAAACCCGUGUUGUUCAAGGGUCAACUGUAUUUGGAAGUGUUUAGUCACCUAUUUGAGCUCACUGAAACUGCCACGUUUGAUCCUUCUGAAACAUUUGCCCUGAUCUGAUUUGCUGAAGUAAGUAUUCAUGUUAUUUUAUAAAUGAAGAAACUAGGGACGAGAGAUUAAGUAAUUUGUUCAAGAUUAGCCUGGUAAUUAUAAAACUGACUUCUUGAAUCACAGAUGAUUACUCUUUCCAUUCCAUUAUGCUACCUCCACUAAACCGAAUUAAAAAGGAAUACUCACUGAGAUUGUUCAUGAAUAAAAUCCUUAGCCCUUGAACAAGUGUAUAUCUAGGAAAAGA
This is a messenger RNA of Microcebus murinus (gray mouse lemur), 3540 nucleotides long. The record is from RefSeq and is a predicted model, not a curated record. Lineage: Eukaryota; Metazoa; Chordata; Mammalia; Primates; Cheirogaleidae.